CUUUGGUAGCCCACUGCAACGGGACGUGGAACGUUUGAAAUGAAAACUUACACUCUGUCGGUACCUGAAAUGUAACACCAUUGUUUAAAAGAUGGCGGACGUUCCUACUAAUGCACCACAACACUGUCCUGGAACCUCCAGUGACCAGGCCGGGAAGACGUCGGCAUGCCAGGGAUGCCCAAAUCAAAACGUUUGUGCUUCUGGUGCUGCCAAAGCUCCCGAUCCUGCAAUAGAAGAGAUCAAGGUGAAGUUGGCCACUGUGAAGCACAAGAUCCUGGUUCUGUCAGGAAAAGGUGGUGUUGGGAAGAGUACAUUCAGUGCCCACCUGGCACAUGCCCUUGCAAGUGAUGAGACCAAAGAGGUUGCUCUGCUGGAUGUGGACAUCUGUGGUCCCUCCAUUCCAAGGAUGAUGGGUGUGGAAGGAGAACAGGUUCACCAGAGUGGUUCUGGGUGGUCCCCUGUGUACGUGGAGGAUAACCUGGCCGUCAUGUCCAUCGGCUUCCUGCUGAGCAGCCCGGAUGAUGCGGUCAUCUGGAGGGGGCCCAAAAAAAACGGGAUGAUCAAGCAGUUUCUGAGGGACGUCGACUGGGGGGACCUGGACUUCCUGAUAGUGGACACACCCCCAGGCACUUCGGAUGAGCACCUGUCCAUCGUUCAGUACCUUGGGGCAGCACGCAUAGAUGGAGCGGUCAUCAUAACCACGCCACAGGAAGUCUCUCUUCAGGACGUGAGGAAGGAGAUCGGCUUCUGUCAGAAGGUCAAGCUGCCCAUUAUCGGCGUGGUUGAGAACAUGAGCGGGUUUGUGUGCCCCAAGUGCAAGAACACUUCCCAGAUCUUCCCUCCAACCACAGGUGGAGCUGAGAGGAUGUGCGAAGAGCUGAAACUCCCUCUUUUGGGAAAAGUGCCCCUGGACCCCCGAAUAGGGAGAAGUUGUGAUGAGGGGAAAUCGUUCCUCGGUCAAGUGCCAGACUCUCCUGCAGCCAUCGCUUAUGGGAACAUAGUACAGAAGAUCAAGGACUAUUGCGCUUCACAGACCACAUCCGGAGAUGACUCUGAAAUGAUGUCUGACUAAUUCCAUAUUUAACUAAUAUAAGUCUGCCGACAGCCACUUCAGGCACUCCCUGAGGAAUGUCUAGGAUGCACUAUUACAGAGAGCAGUAUGGAGAUGUAGAGCUGUGUUGUGAAUGGCUGGGAUGCACUGUUAGAGAGAGGAGGAUGGGUGGGAAUGCGGCGCUGUGUUGUGGCUUCCCUGCCCUGUUCUGAUGAAAUGAGCAAGACCUUUGCUCUUUGCAAACGCACAAAGUUCAUAAUGUGGCUGCUGCCUGUAUCUACAUAGACAUGCUCAUCGAUAGGCUCUCUGCUACCUGUGAUUUUAUUUAAAUGAUUCUCCCAGAAAUGUCUCUGUAGCUCCAGGAAAGCAUGCAGUUUUCAAGAUUAAGAUUUCAGCAUAAUUUAGAUAACCAAUGUAUACAAUACAUGAUAACCAGGUAAACAAAACAAUUUUGAUUAUAAUCAAACUCCUCUAUAGUCUAGUUCUGACAAUGAAUUCAUAUCACACAAAUUGUAUAAGGAUUUUCUUUUUAAAAAUAAUUUUUGUACAUAUAUAUAUUUU
Molecule: messenger RNA, 1612 nt
Organism: Alosa sapidissima (American shad)
Lineage: Eukaryota; Metazoa; Chordata; Actinopteri; Clupeiformes; Clupeidae
Gene: nubp1
Product: nucleotide binding protein 1 (MinD homolog, E. coli)
Exons: 11
Coding region: 92-1072 (326 amino acids)
Biological process (GO): iron-sulfur cluster assembly
Cellular component (GO): cytosol
Molecular function (GO): 4 iron, 4 sulfur cluster binding; ATP binding; ATP-dependent FeS chaperone activity
Source: RefSeq, a predicted model, not a curated record